Molecule: messenger RNA, 725 nt
Organism: Kockovaella imperatae
Lineage: Eukaryota; Fungi; Basidiomycota; Tremellomycetes; Tremellales; Cuniculitremaceae
Exons: 1
Coding region: 153-629 (158 amino acids)
Source: RefSeq, a predicted model, not a curated record
CCUCGAAACAAUACCGACCUUUGUAGACUUCUUCAGCCUUCGCUUGGCCACCGACCGCAUCGAGCUCGUAAAGACUAUCCACAGCUAUCAUCGACCAUCACCUUCUCCCACAUCCACGACUCACGUUUUAGUAUUCACCAACACUCUGCAUCAUGACCACCGUCGAAACGAGCCCAACGAGCAGGAUGAUCACCAGCCAAGAUCUGUCCGUCGGCUCCAAUAAAGUCACUGUGGAGAUACGAAGGAAAGAGGGACAACAACAAGGAGACGGAGGAGGAGGAGGAGGAGAAAUAGAAAUCGACGCUGACUGGCCGUUCGUCGAGCUCACUAUUCCAGAGGAUCUUCCUCAAGGAUACAAGUCUGCGCUCGCGCAGUUCAAGUGCGGUGCGAAUACCCAAUUGCAUGUUUUCUGGACCGAGGGUGACGAUGACAAGACAGAGACCGAGCUGCCCGCCUUUUGGAAGGACAAGCGCUACAUUGCUUACAAGGGACUCCUUGACGAGGAAGUCCAGUUGUCAGACAUUCAGACUCAAGGCUUUGUCGCUCCCACAUCAACGCAAACCGCUGGCGAGGAUGUGAGGGAGGCCACUGGGGCAGAUUCGGGUGGCGCGCCACCAGAGCGGUCUUAGUGACUUCGUCCCUUCCGCGCCUGCAUCCCACUCGUUCAUAUGGUACAGUAUGCAGGACUCAUUUCGAGCGACCGUGUGACGAGACAGAUUGCCAAG